Molecule: messenger RNA, 2131 nt
Organism: Strigops habroptila (Kakapo)
Lineage: Eukaryota; Metazoa; Chordata; Aves; Psittaciformes; Psittacidae
Gene: TMPRSS4
Product: transmembrane serine protease 4
Exons: 11
Coding region: 398-1753 (451 amino acids)
Biological process (GO): proteolysis
Cellular component (GO): membrane
Molecular function (GO): protein binding; serine-type endopeptidase activity
Source: RefSeq, a predicted model, not a curated record
UUGCACAGGUGGUGUUCACGGGAGCAACAAAGCCGGGUGACAGAAGAACCAAGUGUUGCACCAGGACAUGCCACCCCCCCGCUGCCACCUCCAUCCUCAGCAGCUCUAAAGCAACCUCCGAUGUAGGUUGAGGCAGUUCCCCUGCUAAUCCUCCCCAGGGACCUUGAGCAAGCCAAAGACACAGCAGCCUCUGUGCCUGUCCAAGCUUAGCUGAUCCUCUGCUUUCUCCGGGGUGGCUGAUCAUGUUAUCUCUGCACUUGGCAUGGGAACUGCCACGGGGCCAGCUAGCCACGCUGCUACAGACCCUGCCUGCUUUCCAGCUGCUUCUUGGCUGAAGUUUCAGCUCGAUAACUGCUUUCCCCCUCUGGUUUGCAGGAUUUAGCCUCCGAGCGGCUGAAUGGCAGAGGUAAUACCUGUGGGAGCUGGGGACAUGAGUGUUGCUGGGCUGGGGCAGGCGACGCAGGGCCACGCUGUUUGUGUUGCAGGUCCCAGCCCAAGACGCAAAGCCUCCAUGUCACUGCGGUCCUUCAAGCGGAUCGGCAUCCUGGUCCUGGCUGUGGUGCUCACCCUCGCCUGCCUGGUUGCAGUUGGGUUCCUGGUCAAGGUUUACCUGGACCACCACUACUUCUUCUGCAAACAGCCCCUGAAGCUGGUGCCGCUGCAGCAAGUCUGUGACAGGCAGAUGGACUGUCCGCAGGGCGAGGAUGAGGCGAACUGUCCCCAGUGGGUCCCUGAGGGGCCACUAGCUGGGGCCCGUGUUUCCAAAGACAGAUCCAUCCUGCAGGUGCUUAACAGGAACACUGGAGAUUGGUUCUGCAUCUGCCAUGACCACUUCAACUCGAUGCUGGCAAAAGCAGCCUGCGAGCAAAUGGGCUACAGGAGCAACCCCACGUUCACAGCAGUGGAGGCGGGCGCCGGGCAGCCCCUGCCUCCCCGCGAGGUCGUGCUGAGGAACGGCAGCCUCCAGAUGCCCGAGCCAGGCCGGAAAUGCCUCUCUGGAGCAGUUGUUUCGCUCUUUUGUUCCAAAGGCUGCGGGGAGAGCAUAAGGACUCCACGCGUGCUGGGGGGGAGCCCCGCCACCAUCGAGGCUUGGCCGUGGCAGGUCAGCCUGCAGUACAAGAGGGAGCACAUCUGUGGGGGCAGCAUCAUUGACCGCAGCUGGAUCCUGACGGCAGCGCACUGCUUCAAGAACAACCCCAUUGUUCAGAGGUGGCGUGUGAAGGCUGGCUCCAACCUCCUCUCAGGCACCACCACCCUUGCUGUGGAGAAGGUCUUCCUGGCUGGGGAGAUGCCCACGUCUCCCAAGGACAAUGACAUUGCUCUGGUGAAGCUGCAGUCUCCCCUGCAUGUCUCAGACAGCAGCAAGCCCAUCUGCCUGCCCUAUUUCGACGAGGAGCUGGUACCAGGCACACCCCUGUGGGUGAUAGGCUGGGGCUACACUCAGAAGCGUGGCAAACUGUCUGAGAUCCUGCAGCAGGCGGAGGUGAAACUCAUCGAUGAGGAGAGCUGCAACGUCGCUGCCUACCAUGGCGAGGUCACCGAGAAGAUGCUGUGUGCUGGCCUGCCCCAAGGAGGGGUGGACACAUGCCAGGGAGACAGCGGAGGGCCCCUGCUGUACUCGGGCAAGCACUGGCAAGUGGUGGGCAUUGUGAGCUGGGGCCAGGGCUGCGGCACCCCCAGCACACCCGGUGUCUACACCAGCGUCCGUGCCUACCUCAACUGGAUCUACACCGUGCGGAGGUCGGAGCUCUGAGACCUGCUGGGACAGGUCCCUCCUCUCCCCUCACGCCUCCCUCCCCAUCCCUACGCGCUUGGCUGUCUCAGCUCCGGCACCAGAAGCUGAGCGGUGCCUCCCAAGCCCUCACUGGCAGGCUGUGAUUUAGCACGCCAGAGACCAGCCAAGGAGGCAAAGGGCAGCUCGGAGCGACGGCCACUGAUACCAUGAAGGAAUCUGACCAGCUCAAGCUCCUUCCGCAGCAAGAUUAAUUUAUUACCCCGUGCUGACCCUGCUGUGGCAGGAAGGCUCCUGCAGGGCUCAGCUGCUCUUUGCUCACUACUGUUAUACAGAGAGAAAUGAUGUUUGUGCUAUGGAAUAUCCCCAUUAAAAGAGAGUAUUUGUUUUUUUCACGCA